UGAACAUCUACUUUCGUUUUCUAUUUUAAGUCAGAACGGACUACUUUUUCGUGGUAUUAUCGGCUGGUCUAGCAUAUGAUAUUGUGUAUACAAAGGUGACAAUAAAUGCAAAAACGAAACUACAUUUAAGUUUGCGUAAUGUCAGGAGGUCGUAAUAGUGGGUUUGGUGCAACCGGGUCAAGGCUUGAUGGACGAAAUAAGGGCGGAAAUGCCUUUGAAGUUGGCACCUUGAUUUUUACAUGCGAGAGUAAAAAGACAGAGCAACCAAUUACUUGGUGGAAAAAUGACAAAAAAAUUCCUGAUCAUGAAAAUCAACAGCAACUGAAUUUGAGAGACGUUACGUUUGAUGAUACUGACAAAUACUUUUGUAUUUAUGGAGACGUUAAAAUUGAAUGUUCUGUUCGGGCUAAAAAAUUGCCAGUAGAAUACUCUACGCCGCUCAAAAGUGUGCAGAAUGUCAAGGAGGGAGAUAAAUUGACCCUAACCUGUGAAUAUAAAAUACCUCAUGAAUCUGCACAGUGGUUCAUAAAGGACGGACAACAAGACAAUAGAAUAAAAUUAUCGGCCGGCGAAAGUAUACAACUUGAAAUUAAAGAUAUCACUAACAACGACACAGGAAAAUACCUGUGUAACUACAAGGGAGUAGAAAUAACAAUACAACUUAAAGUAGAAGGAGAAAACAAAGAAGAAAAAAAGAAGGGAAAGCUGACGUGUUUUAAAUGUGAAAUUAAGACGCAAGAUUCACAUCCAGUGAAAUGGUUAAAGAACGGUGAAACAAUCGCUGCUGAUAAAAGAUUCAGUUUCCUUGAUAAUAAGGGUAAACAUCAGCUGUCCAUAACGAACUUGAGAAUGGACGAUGCAGGGGAGUAUUCAUGUAAUUGUUGGGAUGGUGUGUCGCAGAGUACAUGUACUGUUACAGUUCUAGCAAAACCGGAUCCACCAGCUGACUUGGAGGUGGAAAAGGUUUCAAAGGGCAGUGUUGCGUUGAAAUGGAACGCUGGGUUGGAUGGGGGAUUGCCACAACAGUUUAAAGUUGGAUAUAAGGCAUCAGGAGGUAGACAGAAUUUUAAGUUUGUCGAUGUUCAGCCACCGGGAAGCACUUACUCAACAGUUAAUCAUUUGGCUCCUGGCGCUGAAUACGAGUUCAUUGUGAUUGCUUUCAAUAACGUCGGCGAAAGUGCGGACUCCAAAAUGAUCAAGGCAAAGACUCCAACAAAACCGGAUCAACCAGUUGACUUGCAAGAAGUAAAUGUUUCCAAGGACAGUGUUAGUUUAAAAUGGAACGCUGGGUUGGACGGGGGAUUACCGCAACAUUUUAGAGUUGGCUAUAAGGCAGCGGGAGGUAGACCAAAUUUCAAAUUUCGCGAUGUUCAGCCACAGGGUAGCACAAGCUUUAAAGUUGAUGGUUUAGCUCCUGGCACUGAAUACGAGUUCAUUGUGGUUGCUUCAAAUGACGUUGGCGAAAGUGCUGAGUCCAAUAAGAUCAAGAUAAAGACUCCAACAAAACCGGAUCCACCAACUGGCUUGCAAGUAGUAAAUGUUUCACAGGACAGUGCCAUUUUAAAAUGGAACGCUGGAUGGGAUGGUGGAUUUCCACAAACUUUUAACAUUGGCUAUAACCCAACAGCGAAUAAACGAGAAUAUAAACACCUCGAUGUUCAUCUGCCCCCGGAUAACACCACAUAUACUGUUGAAGGUUUGGUACCUGGAACAGAGUACGAGUUCACAAUGACGGCACGCAAUAAAAUUGGCGUGAGUGAGACAUCCGAUACGAUAAAGGCAAAGACUCAGAGUGCUCUUUUGAACUGGAUAAAGUCACCCGUCGGUAUGAUAGUAUGUAGUGUUGUGCUGAGUUUAGUUUUGAGGUAUGGGAUCGAUAUGAUCGUCGGGAACAGUAGUCCAUUACCUCUUCAGAUAAAAGAUUUAAGCUUACUAAAAAAAGGACUAGGAGACAUUGAGUUGACAGUUUCAACCAUACAACGGCAGAAUUCAGUUGACUAUACGUCAUUUUUAGACAUGCUCAAAAACUUCAAAAGCGAAAUAUUGAAGAAAGAUGAGGAGAAAUUCAAAGAUAUUUCUGAUAAAAUAAAGAAAUUAGCAAAUAAAGUUUCUGAUAAAGCAGAAUCAGAAGACCUACAAAACGCUACAGAAACAUUUGACAAGAAAGUAAUGGAGCUGAAAGAAAAUUUUGAAACCAGAAUAAACGAUAUGCGCAGAGCAUUCACUGAGAAGCUUGCAAAUUUAACUAAGUUCAUAGACGAGUUUGAACAGACAUUUUCAAAUUAUGAACAAUCCUUUAAUGAAUUAGAAACAAAAACAAAUGAAAAAACCAAAGCAAUCGAGAAAUCAUUAGACAGUUUAAGUUCCAAGGUCGAGGAGGAGAUAACUGAAAUAUUAGACGAGGUCACAACGCAGUUGGAUAAAAUCAAAAAAGCAAAGGAAGAAGCAGAUAAUAUUGUAAAUGGUAUCCAGAGGAACGUUGAAAGAAUAAUACCAAACACAUUCAACAAAGAGGCCCUAAUAAUGGCAUUUAUGGUGUUGAUCAUCUCUGUAUUUGUGCUAGCACUGUGGAUAUACAAAGUGCAGAAUAGUAUUACUUCCGGUGGUCCUGCACCGAACAGGGAUAUGAAUGCCAAGGAUGUGCUGCAGCGUAUACCACAUCGUGUUUCUCUCAGUAACUCAAUCUGUAUUGUAAGCUUUGAUGAGGCCAGGCAACCCGCACAUGAGGCGCUUGUCAGCUCUGCCUUUCUAACUGUUGGCAACAUCCAGACAAAGUACUUUGUUGUUCGCCGACACGAACACUUGCUUAACAUGCCAAAAUGCAAGUUCUAUAUUAUGUGUACAGAGUUUUCUGAAAGGCACGUGAUCAUUGAAGAACCAGGACUAGGACUUGGUGACUUGAAGAGAUGUACAUACGAAACGAUACAGCGAUAUGGAGCUAAAAUGAUAAUUUUGUACACACGUGACCCAGGAUCGAGGAAUCUAGGCGACCAGGUUUAUAAUCGUAAGAUCCACUGCGUGUCUGCCCAGCCGGAGCUGUCUUGUCUUCGUGAUCAUGGUCGAUUUUUCAGCACGUAUGAUGAGCUUUCGGCAACACAGAAGAAAGCACUUAAUGAUACUGUUGUCAAGUGUCUUCAGUAAAUAUUGUUUGAAAACUUCAGUUAAAAACUGAACUUUUAGCUACUUUUAUGUCAUUUCGCAAUGUUUGCAAUUUACUGUUUAUUUGGAGUACUAGAUGUCCUAGUGCAAGGCACUUACAUUUUAUAAUUAUGUCAAUGGUAACGUUGUUGAAUAAAACUGUUCAGUUUAUCCGUAAUUGCUUUAAACAGCAAAGAUACCCAUUUUUGCUAUCUGUGUUAUUGUUCGAUAUUUGUUUAAUGUAUUUCUUUAUUUACGUGACAUCAUUGUACGAUAAAUAAAUAACAUAUUUACUACAAUGUCAUUCAGAUUUGAAUUACAGGAGGCUUAUCAUCACAGAUAUAUUAUACACACAUAUGGGCCGUGCCAUGAGAAAACAAACAUAAUGGGUUGAAGAACCAGCAUGGAUCCAGACCAGCCUGAGCAUCCGCUCAGUCUGGCCAGGAUCUAUGGUGUUCGCUGUCAAAGCCUAUUGCAAUUGAGAAAUUGUUAGCGAACAGCAUGGAUCCUGACCAAACUGCGCGGAUUACCAGCAAAGCCACUAUGUUGGUUUUUCCAUGGCGCGGCUCAUAUAUCUUUUUCAUCAACUCGUUUUUAUAUAACAAAACUGAGGAGCAGUCGCAAAUUCAAAGUUUAAAAGCUCUGAAAAACAAGGUAUUAAGAGUUUAAAAUGUACUACUUUGCAAUUAAGGAGUGGUUUAAAAAUCAGCUAUCACCCUAGAUCAGAUCAAGGAUGAACUAAUUAGCAACUGCUUCUCAGAUUAGAUAAAAAUACUCAAGUCGUACUACAGAGUAAAUAAAAAAAGUGUUGAUUUAUUUAGUACCUGUUAUAAAAAUGUGUGUGUCAGAUAGACUAUGUGGGAAGUUGUAGCCGGUUGUUGCAUUAUCCGACUAAGGUAUAGCAAUGCGUGUGUUAUGACACGAUGUUCUUUGUUUAAAAAGUUUCAAAUGUUUUGUUUACGUAUCACACAUCUAUACGUCACGUGACAAGAGUAGAAAAGUACUUUAAACGCAAGUUCUAAGUACGACCCUUUGACAUUGUGAAUAUGAAAUGUCCAGCGUUAUGAUGCAAAAUAUGUUUUUUAUACUUCAACACUUUUUGUAUUUCUACCCUUUAUAUGUUAACAUUAAUAUAUUAAGUUUUAUCCAUUAUCGUUUGUUUCAAAAGUUUUUAAAGUGAUACAAGCUCAGUAAAACUCAAAUUUUCCAGGCUAUUUUAUUAAAGUUACAUUUGGUGUACACUUUAAUACCAUUAUAAUUAUGAUUUAUUAUAUUUAUAUGAAAGGUUAUGUUCUACGGUUGAUUGUUUAUAUAUUUUAGUUAAUUUAUGCUUAUUCACGUUAGUUAAUAUGAUUUAAAAACGCUUCAUUUUGCAAGGGUUUUAGUUGCGUAUGUUACUUUAAAUAAAUGGACUAUUUUUAGCCCACCAUCAUCAGAUGGUGGGCUAUUCAAAUCACUCUGCGUCUGUGGUCCAUCCGUCCGUUAACAAUUUCUUGUUAUCGCAUCUCCUCAGAAACCACUUGGGGGAUUUUGACCAAACUUUGUCAGAAUGAUGUAUUGGUACCCCUGAAAAUCAGACUGGUUCAGCAAUUUUUUAGUAAGUUAUGGCCCUUUGUUUAUUUCUAUAAUUUACAUAGAUUUAUAUUGGGAAAAACUUUGAAAAUCUUCUUGUCCAAAACCACAGAGCCUAGCGCUUUGAUAUUUGGUAUGAAGCAUCAUCUAGUGGUCCUCUACCAAGAUGAUUCAGAUUAUUUCCCUGGUGUCUAAUAUGGCCCCGCCCUGGGGGUCACAUGGUUUAUAUAGACUUAUAUAGGGAAAAACUUUGAAAAACCUCUUAUCCAAAACCACAGGGCCUAGGGCUUUGAUAUUUUGUAUGUGACAUCAUCUAGUGGUCUUCUACUAAGAUUGUUCAAAUUAUCCCCCUAGGGUCAAAUAUGGCCCCGCCUCGGGGGUCACAUGUUUUACAUAGACUUGUAUAGGGAAAAACUUUGAAAAUCUUCUUGUCCAAACCACAAAGCCUAGGGCUUUGAUAUUUGUAAUGUAGCAUCAUCUGUUCUCUACCAAGUUUGUUAAAAUUAUCCCCCUAGGGUCAAAUAUGGCCCCGCCCUGGGGGUCACAUGGUUCAUAUAGACUUAUAUAGGGAAAAGCUUUUAAAAACUUCUUGCCAUAACCUACAACAUUCAAAUUUGGACCAUAUGUAUGGUUUUGAGUAGCAAGAUGAACCUUGACAUCAGUUGACCUAGAUUUUGACCUAGUGACCUACUUUUACAUUUUCUGUAGCUGCAACCUUCAAAUUUGGACCACAUGCAUAGUUUUGUGCACUGAAAAAACUUUGACAUUGACCUAGUGACCUACUUUCACAUUUUUGAAGGAACAGGCUUCAAAUUUGGACCACAUGCAUAGUUUUGUGUUCCGAAAUGAAAUUUGACCUUGAUUUUGACCCAGUGACCUACUUUCACAUUUUUUCAAGCUACAGCCUUCAAAUUUGGACCACAUGCAUGGUUUUAUGUACCGAAACAAACUUUGACCUUUACAUUGACCUAGUGACCUACUUUCACAUUUUUGAAGGUACAGGCUUCAAAUUUGGACCACAUGCAUAGUUUUGUAUUCUGAAAUAAAAUUUGACCUUGAUUUUGACCUAGUGACCUACUUUCAGAUUUCUCAAGCUACAGCCUUCAAAUUUGGACCACAUGCAUAGUUUUGUGUACUGAAACAAACUUUGACCUUUACAUUGACCUAGCGACCAACUUUCACAUCUUGGAAGGUACAGGCUUCAAAUUUGGACCACAUGCAUAGUUUUGUAUUCUGAAAUAAAAUUUGACCUUGAUUUUGACCUAGUGACCUACUUUCACAUUUCUCAAGCUACAGCCUUCAAAUUUGGACCACAUGCAUGGUUUCGUGUACUGAAACAAACUUUGACCUUUACAUUGACCUAGUGACCUACUUUCACAUUUUGGAAGGUACAGGCUUCAAAUUUGGACCACAUGCAUAGUUUUGUAUUCCGAAAUAAAAUUUGACAUUGAUUUUGACCUAGUGACAUACUUUCACAUUUCUCAAGCUACAGCUUUCAAAUUUGGACCACUUGCAUAGUUUUGUGUACCGAAAUGAACUUUGACCUUAAGAUUGACCUAGUGCCCUACUUUCACAUUUCUGUAGCUACAGGCUUCAAAUUUAGACCACAUGCAUAGGAUUGUGUACCGAAACAAACUUUGACCUUGAUAUUGACCUAGUGACCUACAUUUUUAAAGGUACAGGCUUCAAAUUUGGACCACAUGCAUAGAUUUAUGUUCUGAAGUGAAAUUCGACCUUGAUUUUAACCUAGUGACCUACUUUCACAUCCUUCAAAUUUGGACCACAUGCAUGGUUUUAUGUACCGAAACAAUCUUUGACCUUUACAUUGACCUAGCGACCUACUUUCACAUUUUUGAAGGUACAGGCUUCAAAUUUGGACCAUAUGCAUAGUUUUGUAUUCUGAAAUAAAAUUUGACCUUAAUUUUAACCUAGUGACCUACUUUCACAUUUCUCAAGCUACAGCCUUCAAAUUUGGACCACAUGCAUGGUUUUGUGUACUGAAACAAACUUUGACCUUUACAUUGACCUAGUGACCUACUUUCACAUUUUGGAAGGUACAGGCUUCAAAUUUGGACCACAUGCAUAGUUUUUUAUUCUGAAAUAAAAUUUGUCCUUGAUUUUGACCUAGUGACCUACUUUCACAUUUCUCAAGCUACAGCCUUCAAAUUUGAACCACUUGCAUGGUUUUGUGUACUGAAACAAACUUUGACCUUUACAUUGACCUAGUGACCUACUUUCACAUUUUGGAAGGUGCAGGCUUCAAAUUUUGACCACAUGCAUAGUUUUGUAUUCCGAAAUAAAAUUUGACAUUGAUUUUGACCUAGUGACCUACUUUCACAUUUCUCAAGCUACAGCCUUCAAAUUUGUACCACUUGCAUAGUUUAGUGUACCAAAAUGAGCUUUGACCUUAAGAUUGACCUAGUGACCUACUUUCACAUUUCUGUAGCUACAGGCUUCAAAUUUAGACAACAUGCAUAGGAUUGUGUACCGAAACAAACUUUGACCUUGACAUUGACCUAGAGACCUACUUUCACAUUUUUAAAUGUACAGGCUUCCAAUUUGGACCACAUGCAUAGAUUUGUGUUCUGAAGUGAAAUUCGACCUUGAUUUUGACCUAGUGACCUACUUUCGCAUUUCUCAAGCUACAGCCUUCAAAUUUGGACCACUUGCAUAGUUUUAUGUACCGAAAUAAAGUUUGACCUUAAGAUUGAACUAGUGACCUACUUUCAAAUUUCUCAAACUACAGCCUUCAAACUUUAUGCACAUGCAUAGUUUUGUGUACAAAGAACUUUGUCCUUGAAAUUAAUCUAGUGACCUACUUUUCUUUUUACAUUUCUCAAGCUACAGCUUUUGGAUUUGGACCACAUGCAGAAUGUUGUGUACAGAAAUGAAAUUUGACCUUAAUCUAGUCAAUAAGUCUUGAAAUUUGGAACUCUCAAAAGUGGCACAUUGGUGGGCGCCAAGAUCACUCUGUGAUCUCUUGUUAUGUUAGAACAUUUCUGAAUGUUGUCUUCCAACAUGUGCUCUGUCUUGUAACAUACCAAUAAUCAACAGCUGUAUAGUGCCAUACAAAAGGGCACCGCUUUCGAAAGUACCACGCGUGUACCAUUAUAUAGCAUAGAGAUUGAUACAUACUAAGCCAAAAUGUAUGGGGUUAUUGCUGUGUCACAUUUUGGCACAAAUAUAAAUAUGAGGUCACUGACAUGUCAUAAACCUUCAGUUUAGGAUUUCAAGCUUGUGGUUCUUGAACAAUACAUAAAAUUCAAUGUCUCUUGAUGUCUAAUACUGCUUUUUAUGUGUAUUUUGAUAUUUUUAUUCUAGGUAGUUAUUAAUUAUGUGUUUAUAAUUUUUCAAUUGAUAAAAAGGUUUUAUGUGUAGCGCUGUAUAGACGCUGUAUAGAGCGGCUGUAUACUGUAAUGUUAAAUUGUUUGUUUUAUAUGUAUUAUGAUGUAUACAGAUGAGACAUUAGUAAAAGAAUAAACUAAUGCAGGUUGUAUCCUGUACGUAGAAACUGUAUUUUAAUGUUAAACAUUGAAAAGAGAGCUGAAAAAAGUUCAUUCUUUCUCUUUAAUUUGUUAUCUUAAUAUCGUAAAGGGAUAAUAUAUUUCAUUCGCUACAUAUUAAGCAGUAUCAUGAUUAGUUUUUAAAAUGUAUUGUAUAGUGAUAUUAUUUAGAUGCAUGGGUUUGUAUAAGGUUUAAAGCUUUUGACAACUGAUUACUUCAAGCAAAUUGUACCUAGUACAUACACUCUAUUGUAAAGUUUUAGUUUAAUAAAAUUUUAGUAUUUGGCUCA
Molecule: messenger RNA, 8503 nt
Organism: Mercenaria mercenaria
Lineage: Eukaryota; Metazoa; Mollusca; Bivalvia; Venerida; Veneridae
Product: receptor-type tyrosine-protein phosphatase F-like
Exons: 17
Coding region: 139-3141 (1000 amino acids)
Molecular function (GO): protein binding
Source: RefSeq, a predicted model, not a curated record